Carica papaya (papaya) is the source of this 1922-nucleotide messenger RNA. Its product is annotated as LRR/ubiquitin-like domain protein. Gene Ontology annotation, cellular component: cytoplasm. Gene Ontology annotation, molecular function: protein binding. NCBI's taxonomy places the organism in Eukaryota, Viridiplantae, Streptophyta, Magnoliopsida, Brassicales, Caricaceae. The record is from RefSeq and is a predicted model, not a curated record.
UUCGGUGGCAUUUAUCAUGCGUGAUGCUCUCAUUUUAGUUAAUCUCGCCGUCGUUGCAUCCGAAGAAGAAAGUGAAGCGUAAGAAAUAGUAGCUGCCAGAGGAAGAAGAGAGAAACAGAAAUAGACAGAGGUGUUUGGCACGGAUGAAGAAGAAGACAAGUGAAGGAGGUGGAACCGUGAAGUGGUGCACGCUAAGACUUGCGAUUUGUCACCUAUCAGACCCACGGCGUGAAGACAUUGCAGAAGAGAGAGUAGGAGAGAAGAAACAGAUGAAACGACGAAGCACGAUGUGUAUCGCGCGUGAAAGCGAGGAUGAAAAGCAGAUGAGAGCGAUUAGUUGUUCAAGGAAGCAGACAGGAAGAUAUGGUGGUGAUUGGCUGAGCAAGAAGCCACAGGAGACAAGGAGAACGAUACGCGGGGGGCCUUUCUUUUAUUACUACCAAUAGUUUCGGGCUUCACAGAUGAGGAAACAGAGUCCGGCAAUGGAAGCGAGAAAGUCAAUGCUGGAAGAGCGAAACAGCGGAAGGAAAGCUUGGCGAAGGGGGAAAAUGGGUGACGCAUCCACCGGUGCAGGUAGCAAUCCUCAAUCCACCAUUGACAUCUUCGUCAAGUUCGGUGGAAGCUCGAUACCCAUUUCUCUGUCACCAGACACAACGGUCAAAGUUCUCAAGACUACUCUCCAACCCCUCACGGAUGUUCUUCCUCGUGGCCAAAGGCUCAUCUACAAAGGGAAGCUUUUGGUGGACCCAAUGACUUUGAAGGAAUCGGAGAUCGGCAAUGGGGCUAAGAUCAUGCUCAUAGCAUCUAAGGGUCUUCAUCAAGGGGAUGGUCCCAUACUAAAAGAUGCUCAGACAAAGCCUAUUUCAAGGGAUGCUAGGAAGCCAGCGGAUAAGUUGGAAGUAGUUCCCAUUGACAAGAAUCGCUUAGAACGGUGGAAGGUUACUGGAGUUAUUGGACUUGCAGGAUGCGACCUGAAGGCUAUACCAGAUGAGGUGUGGGCUUGUGGAUCUUCUGCAAGAGUUCUGGAUAUGAGCAACAACUCCAUUCAACAUGUUCCAGCCCAGAUCAGCAAUCUGAGUUCCAUGCAGAAAUUGCUCCUGAAUGCAAAUGCUUUGUUGGACAAAUCCAUUCAUUGGGAAGGACUGGCAUCUCUGAAGUUUCUAACAGUUCUAUCUGUUUGCCAGAACAGUUUGAUAACUUUGCCUUGUGAACUCGGUGCUUUGGAUUCUCUGAGGCAACUUCAUAUUUCUAAUAACAAGUUGACAAGCCUCCCAAUUGAAAUAGGACUCCUCAGUCAGCUUGAAGUUCUGAAAGCAAAUAAUAAUAGGAUAACCACUAUCCCGUCAUCCAUGGGCAAUUGUACUUCUCUCAUUGAGGUUGAUCUUUCAUCAAAUCUUCUAUCAGUUUUGCCAGAGGAAUUUGGCAAUUUGCGCAAUUUGAAGGCUUUGUACUUGAGUAACAAUGGGCUAUUGUCCCUUCCUUCAUCAUUAUUCAAGACGUGCCUUGAGCUUUCAACACUCGAUCUCCAUAAUACAGAAAUCACGAGUGAUAUCCUUCGCCAGUUUGAAGGAUGGGAAGACUUUGAUAAACGGCGCCGGUCAAAGCAUCAGAAACAACUAGAUUUUCGUGUUGUGGUCUCUGGUGAAUUUGAUGAAGGUGCUGACAAAAAUUGAAUUAAAGAAAUCAUGUACAAUUUUCUGAGAUCAAAGCUGGUCUUUCCAUUUAGAAUUAGAAAAAUGGAGCUUCAUAAACUUUUCUCAUAGAUGUAAUUAGGUGGAAAUCAUAGCUUUUGAUAGAGAUUUUAGGAUCUUUUUGUCUCCUUCAAUGUUGAUGAAGGACUUGGUUUGUAACAAAUAACAGGGGCUUGAUUCUAAAACUCUUCUAGUGUUCCAUUUGGAUCAAAUUACACCGUGCAUUUUCAA